UACCGAUCUCGUUAUUCACCGUUUUAGCGAUGAAAAAGAAAUUGUGGUUAAUUCACAUCGCGACAACCACAAUCAGUAUCGCAACACGAAAGCUUUUACACGACCGCAGAAACGGCCGCAACAAAACGGUAUCGGAAGAUGCCGAUACCGAUCCCGUUAUUAACCAUUUCAGCGAUGAAAAAGAAAUUAUGGUUAAUUCACACCACGAUAACCACAAUCAGUAUCCCAACACCUGUACCGUCGCGACCGCAUCGCGCCUGUUAUUUAAAACCUUGGUUAAAUCAAAUACCCAAGAAGAAAAAUCUCAAAUUAGGUCUCAGAAUAUCCCUAUCAAAAUUGUUAAAAUUCAAUCCCUAUCACUUCCUUCAACAAUUCACCAAAAUACAAUAAUAACAAUACAAAUCAUUAUUUUACCUUCUCAACAAUCUUAA
Molecule: messenger RNA, 431 nt
Organism: Vicia faba (fava bean)
Lineage: Eukaryota; Viridiplantae; Streptophyta; Magnoliopsida; Fabales; Fabaceae
Source: the annotation of a GenBank genome assembly